Messenger RNA from Fonsecaea multimorphosa CBS 102226, 3099 nucleotides. RefSeq lists its product as uncharacterized. The transcript is spliced from 2 exons. Gene Ontology annotation, cellular component: cytoplasm; nuclear pore; nuclear matrix. The record is from RefSeq and is a predicted model, not a curated record. The coding region runs from base 1 to 3099 and encodes 1032 amino acids. NCBI's taxonomy places the organism in Eukaryota, Fungi, Ascomycota, Eurotiomycetes, Chaetothyriales, Herpotrichiellaceae. Gene Ontology annotation, biological process: tRNA re-export from nucleus. Gene Ontology annotation, molecular function: small GTPase binding; tRNA binding.
AUGUCCUCCCAGAUAAUCUCGGCGAUUCAAAUCGCUUACGACCCCUCCGCCGACCCAGCCCUCAAACGACAGGCCUUUGACUAUGUCAACCAGUUGAGGCAAGAGCCUUCAGCAUGGCAACCAUGUCUGGCCAUCUCCCUCCAAGUCCCUCGUCAGCCCAUGGUCAUUCGAGUCUACUGCCUCGAGAUCGUCAAUAAUGCAGUCCAGGGUGGUCUGGUGGAUCAACAAGGCUUAAAAACCAUUGAAGAUCAGCUCAUGACAUAUCUGCGGAAAUUCUACGGGGAACCAGGCCAGACAGACACGCCAGACCCUGGAACGAUCGUCAACAAGUUUGCUCAGACUGUGACUUUCCUGUUCUCAACCUUCUACGGAUCCGGGUGGGAGACUUGCUUCGAUGAUUUGUUGGCCCUGACCUCGACAGGAACCGGGCCCAAAGACAAUUAUCCGGGACUAAUCUUCUAUCUUACGGUCCUCAAUGCCAUCCACGACGAGAUUGGGGAUCAAUUGCUUUCCAGAUCUCGGGCUGAACAGGACAGAGCAAAUACCUUGAAAGAUCUGAUUCGAGCCCGAGAUGUUCAGAAAAUCGCGCGGUCCUGGGAGGAGAUCCUGUCCCAUUGGGGGACUUCCAAUGAUGUGGUGGCCGAGCUGUGCCUGAAAGCUGUUGGGAAGUGGGUUAGCUGGAUCGAUAUAUCCUUUGUGGUAAACCAGUCGAUGCUCGAACUCCUAUUUCAGCAGCUGGAACGGGCCCAGAAAGUCGAUCCUCGCAAGAGUGAGGAGCAAGCAAGAGACGCAGCCAUCGAUGUCUUCACAGAGACGGUCGCAAAGAAGAUGCCAUCUGCGGACAAGGUCAACAUGAUCACCUUCCUUAAUCUCGAAACAGUCGUCUCGCGACUCGUGACUUGUCCGCCUCUGAGCGACAGCAGAGCGUCAAACUACGAUGUCGAUCUUGCUGAAACGGUUGCAAAACUCGUCAACACUACAACCAUGGAUAUUGUCAAAGUGCUGGAGACUGAGACCCAAGGCUCACCGACUUGGGCAAAGGCUGAACAGCUCCUGGCCGCGUUUCUGCCACACUUACUUAGAUUUUUCUCCGACAUAUUCGACGAAGUCUGUUCGACGGUUCUCAAUGCUAUGAACGAUGUUCUCACUUUCUUGAGACGCGCUAGCCAGGGAGAGGCCGCCUCUGCCCAAAGGGCAGCAAUGCUUUUGCCCAUCCUCAAGGCAAUAUUCUUGAAGAUGAGGUAUGAUGACACUGCCGACUGGGGUCAAGAGGAUGAGCAGACAGACGAAGCAGAGUUUCAAGAGUUGAGAAAACGGUUGGCAGGCUUGCAGUCAGCAAUUGCCGCCGCGGAUGAGCAGCUCUACAUUGAUGCGAUCUCAGCACUCGUUCACGACACCUUUGAACGACUACGAUCGGAAGGAUCGCAGCUCAAUUGGCGCGACUUGGAUCUUGCGUUGCACGAAGUCUAUCUGAUAGGGGAUUUGGCUGUGAAGGGAGGUGGGCUUUACCAGAAGAACAAGCCAAACUCGCCUGCCGCAGAAAAGCUAGUGCGGAUGAUGCUGGAAAUGGUGCAGUCGAACACAGGCUCCUUCGCGCACCCUGCCAUACAGCUUCAAUAUAUGGAGAUCAGCGUCAGAUACAGCUCCUUCUUCGAAAAGCACUCAGAAUACAUUCAGCCAGUUCUGCAAAACUUCCUCGAGCUCGCCCACCAUCCGAGCUUGAAAGUCAAGGCACGCGCAUGGUAUCUUACUCAGCGUCUCGUCCGUCAACUUCGUGCUUUUGUGGGCAAUGCGGCGGAGGCGGUUGUACAGAGCCUCCAGGAUCUGCUAGCCAUACGAGCGGAGUUGCCCAGUGAAGAAGACGGAGAUGAUAUGUCCUCCGAUGGUGAUUCAGCCUCCGAUUCUACGUUUACCAGUCAGCUAUAUCUGUUCGAAGCUGUUGGUUGCAUCUGUGGUGCAAGUACUGUCCCUGCAGAGAAACAGGUACAAUAUCUAUCUGCUGUCAUGCAGCCGCUCUUCGCCGAUAUCGAGCGUAACUUGGAGGCCGCUAGAUCGGGAAAUGAGCUUGCCGGUCUCCAAGUGCAUCAUGGUAUCAUGGCGCUCGGUACAAUUGCUCGAGGUUUCUCCGAUUUCAAUCCUGGAGUUGCUACGCAAGGAAGCGGAGUUGAGCCAUCGCCCCAGGCAAAGCAGACAUUUGCACAGGUCGCUGAGGUGACGCUUGUCUCUUUGACGGCGCUCAACUCGUCCUUCCAAAUAAGGACCGCCGCAAGGUUCGCCUUCUCACGCUUGAUCGGCAUGGUCGGAACCCAGAUGAUGCAGCAACUGCCCCAAUGGGUUGACGGUCUACUGACUGACUCUUCGACGAGGGAUGAGAUGGCGCUAUUCCUCCGACUACUGGACCAAGUCAUUUUCGGAUUCAAGAACGACAUACAGGAUUUUCUCGACCGGCUCUUCUCAGGACUUCUUCAAAGAGUCUUUGUUGGCAUAUCUGCAGCCACUGCAGGGACUGACGACGAAAUCGAGUUAGCAGAGCUGAAGAGAGAGUAUCUCAAUUUCCUCAUGGUGAUCCUGGGCAACGAUCUGGGCGCUAUUUUGGUCAGCGCCAGAAACCAGCCGAUCUUUGAGUCUGUGAUCGGCUCCAUCGAGCACCUUGCGAGAGACGUGGAAGACUUCCCCACUGCGAAGAUGGCAUUUUUACUGCUUUCAAGGAUGUGCACAGUAUGGGGAGGACCUGAUGUGGUUUCCGCAACAGGCCAGGAGAAUGUCAAUGUCCCCGGCCCGCAACCUGUCCUUCCUGGCUUUGAUCAAUUCAUGAUGACUCGAUUCUCACCACUAUGCUGGGCUCUGCCAACUAAUCCUUCGUUUAAUAGCAAGGAUGCACAGGCGCGGCAAGCUCUUUCCGAGGCCGCUGGCCUCCAGAAGACCAUCUAUUCAAAAACAGGUCAGCAAUACCUGACUUGGUUGCAAGAAAAGGAGUUGAGAACAAUGGGCAUGAACGAUACCCUGAUCAAUGAAUAUUUGCAGAAAUUGGCGACCAUGGAACCGAAGGCGUUCAAGGUCUUUUUUGCGAAGUUUAUCGCACAAGGGGGCCAGAUGUGA